GUCCAUCCUAGACUAUAUUUUGCUGCAAAAAAUAGAAGAUCAGAACAUCAAAAAAAUGACAAAUAGGUAAGUAAGAUAACUUGCACAGGAGUGGCUUCCUAAUUGAAAAUGGCAUUCUGGAGUAAUUCAUGCUUUAUGUCUGUUAAAACAUCACCACAAGGGUCAGCAGUGUCCAUAGAAACCACAGCAGGUUUUACAAGUUCCUGCCUUCCAGAUGGAAUGGAGUAUCUGACUGGGUGUGAAUUUUCACUUGGGUCUUCCCAGAACCACCUCAUGUUGACCCUGCAGGACAGUUCCACCUACCAGAGCUUUGGCUUAGACAUGCUAACUCCACUGCUUGCCACCACCUGACCCUGUGCCAGACAACAUCCUGUCUGCUCCAACAUGGACCCCGUUCUGCUCUGUAUCCUGAAGACAACUGAGGAGAUGGGCUAUAAGGUGACUUACACAGAAAGAAACACAUCACUUGUCACCACCUCCUUGGUUUUGUUGGUGACUCGUCCAGAUCCCAGCACGUUUGGAGGUCUGGCCUUUGGAGUUACCUCCUACAGCAGAGGUGGGGAUCUCCAGGUCAACAUUCAAGAAAACCCUUUCAGAAAGGCCUUGGCUUCUGUGUUUUUACCAAAAUCACUGAAGAAAUUCCUAGGGAUUGAGCACUCUGACCCAGACAAGCAUUCAAGGAUCCAGUUUAAGUUCUUUGGCACUGCUUCACUCUUUGUGGAUGAGAGUUUAAAGGAGGAGAGGUUGAAUACUUACGUUGUGAGUGCCAGCAUUGAAAACACAUCCGUUCAGAACCUCCGUGAGCCUGUGACUGUUACUCUGCAGCACAUACACCAAAAUGUGGGUAAUGCAGCAGUGCACUGUGUCUUUUGGGACUUUCAGAAGAACAAUGGACUGGGUGGAUGGAAUAGAUCAGGGUGUGAAAUGGAAUAUACAGAGAUGAAUUACACAAUCUGUUUUUGUAACCAUCUUACCCAUUUUGGAGUCCUACUGGACUUAUCCCGGACGGAGACAGAUGCCUCCCAGGAUCGUGCUUUAACUCUGCUAAGCUAUGCAGGAUGUGGAGCUUCUUCCCUUUUCUUGGGUAUAACACUGGUGACAUAUCUAGCCCUUGAAAAGCUGCGAAGAGACAACCCUUCAAAAAUCCUGCUCAACCUUUGUGCCUCACUGCUGAUGCUCAACAUGCUCUUCCUCACCAAUUCCUGGCUGUCCUCCUUCCACCAGCCAGGUCUCUGUGUCACCGUGGCUGUGCUCCUUCACUAUUCCCUUCUUGCAGCUUUCACAUGGAUGUGCCUGGAGUCUGUUCACUUCUACUUGGCUCUUGUCAAAGUUUUCAACGUUUAUGUCCCAAAGUACAUCCUAAAAUGCUGUCUUGCUGGCUGGGGAAUUCCAGGUAUUAUAAUUACUGUGGUGCUCGUUAUAAAUAAAGACUUCUAUGGCAGUGGAUCCCAUUCUGAGAGCAACCCCUUCAGCAGUUUUUGCUGGAUUGAGGAGAACAUCGUGUUUUACAUCUCCGUGGUGGCCUAUGUCUUCUUAGUACUUCUGACCAACACAGCCAUGUUCAUCACUGUUCUCCUGCAAAUCCACUCUGUGAAAUCAAGGACACAAAAGAGAUCUGGAUUCUGGAAGCAGGGAUUUCUCCAAGAUGUCAAAAGUGCUUUCAGUUUGAUGUUCCUUUUGGGCUUAACUUGGGGCUUUGUCUUUUUUGCCUGGGGAGCAGUGAGGAUAUUUUUCUUGUAUCUCUUCAGCAUUUUUAACACUUUGCAAGGGUUCUUUAUCUUUGUAUUUCACUGCCUGAUGAAGGAGGAAGUAGCGAAGCAGUGUCGAGUGCACUUCUGCUGGGGAAGAUUUCAUCUGAGUGAUUAUUCUGCUGAAGUUCAUGACAACCCCAGUGCUGCACUUCCAGAAGGUGGGGAGACCAGACAUCCUUGUUCACCACGAAUCCUGCCCAUGGAUACAGGGCUGCACUCUCCACAGAAAGCAAGAUUUUUUCAUUGAUACUGAAUUUGUUUUCUCCUGGUUAUGUAGUGAUGAUUCUCUUUGUGGCAUGUAGAAAUAAACACUGAUCUCAGUACUUACUUUUAGUCUACAGUUAUUGCUCUGAACUCAAUUACAGAGCUAAAAUAAUCUGUAAUUCCACUCUCUAGGCUUCCGU
Apus apus (common swift) is the source of this 2155-nucleotide messenger RNA. It is a transcript of the gene ADGRG4, whose product is annotated as adhesion G protein-coupled receptor G4. Gene Ontology annotation, cellular component: membrane. Bases 385 to 1998 code for a protein of 537 amino acids. The record is from RefSeq and is a predicted model, not a curated record. NCBI's taxonomy places the organism in Eukaryota, Metazoa, Chordata, Aves, Apodiformes, Apodidae. The transcript is spliced from 12 exons. Gene Ontology annotation, molecular function: G protein-coupled receptor activity. Gene Ontology annotation, biological process: adenylate cyclase-activating G protein-coupled receptor signaling pathway; cell surface receptor signaling pathway.